UUACCUAUAGUUACCAGCGUAAACACUGGAUUCCGUGGCCACCACAUGAUCGCAUCAUCGCGUUGGUCGCGAUCGCUUGUCAUCGGAUACGGCGGGUGUCGCCCGCUCGUUAUUGCGUUAUCGCGUGUCAUCGAUUACGGCGAUUAGCGGUGACACGAGCGAGGCAAGUGCGUAAGUCCCGCGGCAGUCUCCGAUAUGCUGCACGGAAUAGCAAGUGUCAGCAGCGAGAACCUUAUCACUUCUUCGUGUUUAAAUGUAAACGUCACCUAAUACAGCUGACUCGACUUUUCGACAAUUCCGCUGCGUAUUAAUUCUCGCGCGAUAUUACUGCUCUCGUCAAUCCGUCGGAGGAUUAUUAUUACUCUUCGUCGAGAUACGUUCGAGGAAGAAGAGAGCGAGAUAUUUCGUUUGCACCACCCACGUGCGUUGUCCUUAUGAGAGAGCUCUCGUUACCCUGGUCGACUGUCGUGAUCGGUGACAUUCAGAAUGUGCGAGAAUACUCACGAGAAGGAGCAAUGGCAGCUUCUCCAGGGUCUGCGGUCCACCGUGGAGGGUCUGCUGAUCGAUGGAGUGUGCAACGUGUGGAACGUUUAUGGUGGUUUAAAUCGACUGCACAAUGUGAUGGAGCGGAUAUUCAAGCAUGGGUGCCGCAUAUUUGACUCCAAUGGUGAACCGGACUGUUGGAUAUUUAUCCAAGGGUUAAACUGGCUUCAGCCCUCCCUGGCGACGUCGCCAGUGUUGUCAGAGAACGAGGAUUAUCUAUGCAAUCUGCCGGCUAGGAUAACAUCGAAGAAGGAUAUGUUGUGGCUCUAUAAAAGUCUGGAGAGUCACUCUCUGUCGCACAAGUUAUCAUGGCUUCUGUCGGAUAAGGAACAUUUGCUUUCUUGUCUCGAGCCAUGGGCCUUUCUUUGCCAAGAGAAUCUAGCAGAAGCGACGCUUUUGUAUUUAAGAGCAGUCGAGAGAAACCAGCCUGUAUUGCUCGCGGAAAUCGAUCCCUGUUUAUUCCUACCAACUUGGAUAUCUCCCAAAGCGAGCCCAAGGCGACACCGUCGCUCAUCCUCGUAUCCGGUCAACUUCUCUGGCGCCACUCACGUCUUUACGCGCAACAAGAGCGGGAACAUUCUCAAUAAGUGCCAAUUCGAUCAAGUGAAGGUGUCGAUAUCGCAGUCCAUAUCGCAGAAUGACGCAGGAUGCGCUGACAAUAAAAAAUCAAAAUCGACGCAAGUUAUUGCCGAUAAUAAUGCGCAAAGCGAUUCCAAGGUCAAUGAUACAUCACUAAAAACGUGGAACAGUUUGCCUGCCUUGGACAAAAGUGGUACGGUUGCCGUGGAAAAUUCAGACACGACCUCGCCAACGAUUCAGGAAAGCAGCAGUUGCAGCAGCAGUAGCAAUAGGAGCAGUCGACCUCGCACCAUCGAAUUGGCGGAUAUCAUCAACGUCAACUAUUCAGACUCGAAGCAACUCGUUGACUCUAACGUGGAGAGACUGGCAGUGAAGCUGAAAACGCCCGUGAGGAAGACGAGGAAUCGAACGAAAACCAGGCACAGCCAGAACAAAAAGGCCUUUGAGAGUUCCUUACCGAAUACUUAUGGGGACAUUCGGAGUGGCGCCGAGGAGACGCAGCCGAUUGCGAUAGUGGUGUCGACCGAGACGAGAUCCGCGGGCAUUCAGCGAUCAGCGUCGAGUAAUAAGUUGAGCAACAUCCCGUUGGGCUCGGCACCCGAGUUCCUAAACUCGUGGAGCCUGGAAGUUGAAGGCCAGAAGGAUAUCCGUACACCGCGGAAGAGCUUCAUGGAGGACGGUGGCAGUAGCGUACAGCCGAUGGCGACCGGUUACUUUCCGCGCCCGGCCCAGGGCCAGAGCCUGACCAGUUUUCUAUCGUCGGCACAGUUCUCGCGCGCUCACGACGCCGAGCUCGACCGCGAGAACGCGCACUUCAGCAUCUGCGAGGCGAUAAUCGCCGCCAUUGAGCAGGUGAAGUAUAAUAGGCAACAGCGACGGCUGGACGAAGCUGCGGAUGACGAGAGUGACGAGGAGAUCAACCAGCUGAAGCAGCGGAUCAGACUACGACGUCGACAACGCCAGGAAGAGAAGUCCCGAGGUAGAGGUUGGAACCGCGAUCUGUUGAGCGACGGUAGGACCGAUACGACCACGACCACCGAUCAGAGCGUCAGUCCAUUAUCCACGUCCUCGGGGAAUCCCUCGGACAGCGUGUCCACCGAAGACAUCGAGGAGUUUGAACUGGACAAUGAGCGAAGGUCAAGGAGCGGCGGCCAGGUUGCAUCGACCGUGUCGUCACACGCGGACGCGGAGUCGCACCAAGCCAGGCUCGCCACGGACUCGCUCCCGAGCGAGAGCAGCGUGUCCGCCGAGGGUGUUGCCCUAUCUCUCAUCAGCCGUUUCAGCGAGAAGCAGCUGCCACGGGCGAGCGAGCUGGAAUGGCUAGUCUCAGAGAAGGACGCACCUCAGCGGCUGCUGCCAAUGCCGAAGAGCUGGCCGGUCAGUCCGGACGAGGUCGAGAGCGAAGACGCUCGAACGAUAGCACUACGAGGGACGGUCGAAUGGGCUCCGCCGCGUCCGCAAAUCAUUUUCACACCUCAUCCGCCGCCAGUAAGGCGAAUGCUGAUAGCGAAGCAGAAUUACAGGUGUGCGGGUUGCGGCAUGAAGGUCGCCGUGAAGUACGCCAACCGCUUCCGCUACUGCGAGUAUCUGGGUCGAUACUUCUGCACGGGUUGCCACACGAACCAGGUGGCCUUCAUACCAGGAAAAAUAUUGUCCAAGUGGGAUUUUGCUAGGUAUCCUGUGUCAAACUUCUCGUACAGAUUACUGGACCAAAUGAUGCUGGACCCACUGUUCCAAGUAAACGAUUUGAAUCCGCUGCUGUACCGACGAAACAAGCAAUUGAACAACGCGAGAGUUCUGCGCACAAAAUUGUUCUUCCUGAAAGAUUUUCUAUUCACGUGUCGAUUCGCGUCAAGUCUCCAGAAGCAGCUGAAGAAGGAGCCGAGUUACAUCAUGAACGAUCCGCACGUAUACUCUAUUCAGGAUCUAAUAAACGUCAAGCAAGGCGUGCUGUCUGUCAGGCUGCAAGACAUCGUUGAAACUUGCUGCGUGCACGUCGCAGAUUGCGAGUUGUGCCAGGCCAGAGGAUUCGUGUGCGAACUGUGCGGUUCCAAGGACGUAAUAUUCCCGUGGGAUCUGCUGAAAGUGACCAGAUGCGACAAGUGCGGUGCAUGCUUUCACACAGAUUGCAAGCACGAUUCCGACAAGUUCGAGUGCCCUCGGUGCAUGAGGCUGCACGUUAGGCGAAUCACGAGGGACGAGGAACCCUGACGAACGACGAGGGCGUAUUUUAUCACGCUCCUCAGCGUAGCGUACGCGUAUUAAGUCCGACUGCGUAGCGAGCCAUCUUCAAGCUAAAAGAAUGAUCUCGUACAGCUUAGUAUCUUGCAGACAAUAUAUAUAAAAUUCUCUACGAGAUAUUAGAGUAUCUUGCAUAGUUGAGUUCCGAUUCCUGACAUAUUUUUGACUUGGAUAAAUGCGAGAACGACGAAGCUCGAGGUGGGUUUCCUUUAGCGUAAGUUAGACUGGGCUCACGCGUAAUGACUUACAUCAGUGCCGCCUAUACUAAGAAUUCGCGCUCUCUUUUGUCCCCUUACUCGCGUAAGUCAGGACAUUACCACGUGCCUCGGUCUCGAAAGAAGAAUAUCGAAUGAACGAGACGUAAAUUAAUAGUGAAGACUGACGUAUUGUGAUACGCAUGUUGGAUUUUCAAAUCUCUUGGAAUAAUCCAAAAGAGAAUAGAAAAUCGUCAAAAGACGUUUUUUAACUUCUUUUGGAUUCUUGUAUUGCAUGGGUCUAUUAUCAAUUUAACGAACGAUCUUAGAAAAUGCAUCAGACAACUUAUCGAGAAACAUAACUCGGCACAUUUUCCGUAAGCAAUUCAGAAAGAUACGACAUUUGCAUUUUACAAUGAAAUGUUACCGAAAGUAAUUUUUCUACGAAAUAUAAUGUAGCAAACUCUUCGUUCACAUAGCCUGUUACAACGUGUUCGUGAUAGUUACCCUUUUUGAUAGAUUCUUGUACGGAGGAAGACAUUUUAAAGAUAUUUAUACAUAUUUAUUCAAAUACGGCGAGCCUUUAACGAACGAAUAGUAUUAUUUCUUGUAAUGUUACUUUGUAAGCAACCAGAUUCUCAAGACGGCAAUAAUUUUAAACGUGCAGUUAUUAUAUUUAGUAGUACAAAUAGCAUAAAAUUACUACCCUGAAACUCGAAUUUAGUAAUAAUUCUAAUAAGUGUACCUGAUUUUUACUGAUGUUUAAACAUCACAUGUAUACAUAUUUAUCACUUAUUUAUGAGAAUUGUUACAGUGCGUACAAAAUUGAAAUAAGAGGAUUUCAAAAGGAAACUUAGUCAUCUAUCAUUUUCGUCCUCAUGAAACAAUUUCCCUUUAUAAUUUUCAAUAAUUGUAUAGACAAACAAAUUAGAUACAAUGUAUAAUAAAUAAAAUAAGAUUUGAACU
Molecule: messenger RNA, 4523 nt
Organism: Ooceraea biroi (clonal raider ant)
Lineage: Eukaryota; Metazoa; Arthropoda; Insecta; Hymenoptera; Formicidae
Gene: Rubicon
Product: run domain Beclin-1-interacting and cysteine-rich domain-containing protein rubicon
Cellular component (GO): intracellular membrane-bounded organelle
Molecular function (GO): phosphatidylinositol phosphate binding
Source: RefSeq, a predicted model, not a curated record